AUGGGUUCUCAAAGAGAUGAUUCUGCAGAGGGCAGCAGGGAUCCUAAACAACCUCAAGAGCAAGCAACUAGAACACAAGAUAAUGCCAGUAAUACCAAUGCAGCUCUGCAAAACCCUUCAGGUAACCUUAGGCGCGCCGAAUCUGACUCCGUCCUUCCACAAUACUGGGAGCCGCAACCAGUCCAUCCUCCAGUUGCCCUUUUCCCACCCACCCAACUCAAUCCGAGUAUGUUCCAAAGAAGGGACUUACCUGUCUACACCCCUCUUUCUGCCGCGCAACUGUAUCCGACUGGAGGAGUCACUAGAGAGCCUAACCAUGGGUUCUCUGGCAACUCAUCCCAAGCAACAGGAGCUGCGGUGACCGUUGGUAGUGGUGUGGAUAACGUCAAUGCCGCCCCUGUCCAUAAUCAUAUCAUUACCAAGAGAAGAUGUAGGAAGCGCCAAUCUAAGGAUGGCGCUAACUCAUCAGCUUCUUCUGCUAAAUCCUCCGGGGUCCAUAAGUCUAAGCCUUCCUCAUCUAAGAGAGGCAAGCCGGUAAUCGAGCCUACAAAUGCAUAUAUAGACCGAAUAACCGGGGAUCUUGCUUUUGCUCUCGCAAAUUUGCAAUCCGCUCAAGCUACCAUAGCAGCUAUUCAAGCUGAUCUUGCGAGUAGAAAUGCUGGAAGAGCUCUAGCAGCUUCUGCUGCUACAAUAGAGAGUUCUGAUGACGAAAGCGCACAAAAAGAUCCGGCCGGACCAUCUUCGUCCUAA
Molecule: messenger RNA, 750 nt
Organism: Sclerotinia sclerotiorum 1980 UF-70
Lineage: Eukaryota; Fungi; Ascomycota; Leotiomycetes; Helotiales; Sclerotiniaceae
Exons: 5
Coding region: 1-750 (249 amino acids)
Source: RefSeq, a predicted model, not a curated record